Dioscorea cayenensis subsp. rotundata (Guinea yam) is the source of this 2567-nucleotide messenger RNA. RefSeq names its product pentatricopeptide repeat-containing protein At5g55740, chloroplastic. The record is from RefSeq and is a predicted model, not a curated record. Bases 6 to 2165 code for a protein of 719 amino acids. Gene Ontology annotation, molecular function: RNA binding; protein binding. The transcript is spliced from 2 exons. NCBI's taxonomy places the organism in Eukaryota, Viridiplantae, Streptophyta, Magnoliopsida, Dioscoreales, Dioscoreaceae. Gene Ontology annotation, biological process: RNA modification.
CAUUCAUGGCUUCCCUUCCUCUUCCCACCCAAUCAAACCCUCUCUUGGGACCUCCAAAAUCCAUGAAAACCAAGAAUUCCACCCAAAUUCAUGAAGCCAAUCUCUCCAAAUCUCUUGGCAACGUCAAUGGUGGAGUCUGUAACACCUCCUUUCUCCACCAAAUCUCCUCACUUGCAAAGCAGGGGUUGAAUCAUGAAGCUUUCCGUAUUCUCAAUCAAAUGGAGGCUGAUGAAAUCCCUGUUGGCCCGGAGAUCUAUGGAGAGUUGCUGCAGGGUUGCGUUUAUGAGAGAGCUCUCCGAGAAGGUCAACAAAUUCAUGCCAGAAUCCUUAAAAAUGGUUCCUUUUUCAGUGAAAACGAGUACUUGGUGACAAAGCUGUUGGUUUUCUAUGCAAAGUGUAAUUGUUCUACGGAAGCCGGGGACUUGUUUGGCCGGCUACGCCGGCCGAAUGUUUUCUCUUGGGCGGCCAUGAUUGGAUUGAAUUGCAGGAAUGGUUUUCAUGAAAAUGCUCUGCUUGGGUUCUGUGAAAUGGUGGAAAUUGGUGUUUUUCCAGAUAAUUUUGUUGUUCCGAAUGCUUUGAAAUCCUGCUCGGCGCUUCAAUUGGUUGGAAUUGGGAGAGGGAUUCAUGGCUACGCCAUGAAGAUUGGUUUUGGCGAGUGUGUGUAUGUUCUUAGUAGUCUUGUGGAUUUCUAUGGGAAAUGUGGGGUUUUGGAGGACGCCCUGAAGGUGUUUGCUCAAAUCCCUGAGAGAAAUGUGGUUUCAUGGAAUUCAAUGCUUGUGAGUUUUCUUCAAAACGGUCUGGAUGAGGAGACAUUGCAGCUGUUUUCUGAGAUGAGAGUUGACGGUGUGCAGCCGACUCGAGUUAGUAUCACUAGCUUUUUAUCUGCAUCAGCCAACGUAGAGGCUGUAGAUGAAGGCAGGCAAGCUCAUGCAAUUGCGGUGACAAGUGGUUUGGAGCUUGAUAACAUUUUAGAACUUGGCAGGGUUGGUCAUGGCUUUUGCAUCAGAAAUAAUCUUGAUUCAGAUCUAUCGGUCAUGAGCGCUGUGAUAGAUUUGUAUUCAAGUUGCGGGAAGAUGGAGCUUGCGCAACGAGUCUUUGAUGUUGCAACCUCAAGAGAUUUGGUGGUGUGGAACACAUUGAUCUUUGCUUAUGCUCAGUAUGGCUUGAGUGGGGAAGCCCUGAAACAUUUCUAUCAAAUGCAGUUGCAUGGCCUUCAUCCAAAUGUAGUUUCAUGGAAUUCUAUUAUAUUAGGACUUUUACAGAACAGGCAGGUAAAAGAGGCCCUUGAUAUGUUCUCACAAAUGCAAUUCACCGGUGUGAAUCCCACCUUAAUUACAUGGACUACACUUAUCUUUGGCUUAGCUCUGAAUGGAUGUGGAUAUGAAGCAAUUUGGCUUUUUGGGCAGAUGUUAUCCAUGAACAUCAGACCAAGUGCCAUGGUUAUUGCCGGAGUUAUCCUAGCGUGUGCUCAUAUGGUUUCAAUAUGGUAUGGAAGGGUCAUCCAUGGGUACAUCAUGAAAAAAGGGUUCUUGUCAUCUGUAUCUGUUGCAGUGUCUCUGAUCGACAUGUAUGCUAAAUGUGGAAGCAUUGAUCUUGCAAAGAAAGUAUUCGAUAUGGUUUCAAACAAGGAGAUGCCCGUGUACAAUGCAAUGCUAUCUGGAUAUGCGUUGCACAGGCAAGCUAGAGAAGCUCUUGAAUUGUACCAAUAUAUGCAACAUUUCAGAACCAAGCCUGAUGAAAUCACCUUCACUGCUCUACUGUCAGCAUGUAGCCAUGCAGGGCUUGCUGAUGAAGCUGUAAAGGUUUUUACUGAAAUGAUCUCUAUUUACCAUAUAAAGCCGCAAAGAGAGCAUUAUGAUUGUAUGGUAAGUUUACUUGUAAAUCGUGGUAGCUUCGAAGAAGCAUGUCGGAUAAUCUCUGCAUUACCCUUCAAGCCUGAUGAUCAUGUGGUCAGAUCAUUACUUACUUUGUGCAAAGAACAUUAUAUGAUUAAAUUAGACGAAAAGGAUGUGCCAAGACACAAGUUCAUGGUGGAACCAGAGAACUCGGUGAAUUAUGUAUCGUUUGCAAAGAUACAUGCAGCCCAUGGAAGGUGGCAUGGAGCUUCAAGAAUAGCGACACUGAUGAGAAUGAAUGGGCUGAGAAAAGAUUGUGGAUCAAGUUAGAUUCAGAUUGGAAGUGAACUUCUUAUAUUUGCUGUGGAUGAUGAUACAUCAAAUGCACAUCUGCUGAUAAUCUUGAAGUCUUUGGAGUGCAGAUUACACUUGAAGUUGAAGAACUAAAAGUUGCAACCUCAGAUUUGGAUUGGCAUGUGAGUUUUUCGUUAAAAUAAUAAAGCAGCAUGAAUGAAUGAAAGAUUUGAACUUUGAAGGCAUGACAUGUGCUGGCCAACAAGGAAGCUAAAAGAAAUUCUCAUGGACGGAGUGAUUGGCUCUGCUCAGGCGUGCAGCGAGUAAGGUAGAUCCCAUCAUGCAUGUCUUCCCACGCAAUUUGUAAGGACAAAGACAACAAUAAUAAUAAAAGAAAAAGGACAGGAAGAUAUUGAGACAAGCUUUCUGUUUUUUUGG